UUUGUCUUUAACUCUCCUCUCUCGCAACUCUUUAACUCUUCCUAUUACAAAUUUUAGAAGAGAGAAAAACAGAGUUGUUUAAGAGAGAGAAAGAGUGCAAAUGGCGGAAAUUUCUCUAAGAAAAUUUGCUCUCUUAACAUUAUUUAUUUCUGCGAUCUCCUUUGCUUUCGCCAAUGGCAGAAUGCAUAACGAUGACGUCCAAACUUUAAAGGUUGAAGAACAGUUGAAGAGCUUAAAGAACUCGUCGAUGGCGGACAGGGCCAGGGAAGCUGAAGUGAAAAGUGAGCAAGCUGCAGUUGAACAACCAGAAGAGAUAGUAUCCAUGGUCCAAAGGAGCAUUGACAACAGCACAGCAAGGAGAAACUUGGGAUACUUCUCCUGUGGAACAGGGAACCCAAUUGAUGACUGUUGGAGAUGUGAUUCUGACUGGCACAAUAACCGAAAGCGGCUUGCUGAUUGUGCAAUUGGAUUCGGUCGCAAUGCCGUUGGUGGUCGUGAUGGUCGAUUCUACGUGGUUACUGACCCAAGUGACAACGAUGCAGUGAACCCAAAGCCUGGAACACUCCGCCACGCAGUCAUCCAAGAUGAGCCAUUAUGGAUUGUUUUUAAGAGAGACAUGGUGAUCACUUUGAAGGAAGAGCUCAUUAUGAACAGCUUUAAGACCAUAGAUGGACGAGGCGCGAAUGUCCAUAUUGCUAAUGGAGCUUGCAUUACAGUUCAAUAUAUAACUAACAUUAUUAUCCAUGGUAUACACAUCCAUGAUUGCAAACCAACUGGUAAUGCAAUGGUCAGAAAUUCUCCUUCUCAUUAUGGCUUUAGAGGUAUAGCUGAUGGUGAUGGGAUUUCCAUCUUUGGUUCAAGUCAUAUUUGGAUUGACCACAACUCUCUUGCUAAUUGUGCUGAUGGCCUAAUUGACGCCGUCAUUGGCUCCACUGCCAUUACCAUUUCUAACAAUUUCUUCACUCACCACAAUGAGGUGAUGUUGCUGGGUCACAGUGACUCAUAUGUAAAGGAUAAGGUCAUGCAAGUCACUAUUGCCUACAAUCACUUCGGAGAAGGUCUUAUGCAGAGAAUGCCAAGGUGUAGACAUGGGUAUUUCCAUGUUGUGAACAAUGACUACACCCACUGGGAAAUGUAUGCCAUUGGAGGAAGUGCAGAACCCACUAUUAACAGCCAGGGAAACAGAUACCUUGCCCCAGUUAACCGCUUUGCCAAAGAGGUGACUAAGAGGGUCACAACUGAGGGAAAUUGGAAGAACUGGAACUGGAGGUCAGAAGGAGAUCUCUUUCUUAAUGGAGCUUAUUUCACUGCCUCUGGAGCAGGAGCCGGUGCCAGCUAUGCCAGAGCCUCCAGCUUGGCCGCCAAGCCAUCGAGCCUCGUCGCUUCCCUAACUUCAGGUGCUGGUGUUCUCACUUGUCGUCGUGGUCGACAAUGUUAACCCAAUUUAUUCUAAUAUCCUAUACAAUUAAAGCAGAAUACCGAACAGCCAAAAGGAAUUUACAACAAGAACAAGAACAGAAAACAAAGCAAAUAUUUGCCUUUUUCUUUUCUCCCUGUUUCAGGUUUUAUAAGCUUCUUACCCAUAUUUCGUUCCUCACGUCAACUAUAUUGAGUAUAGUGUAAAUUUCAUAUCUCCUUUAUCACCUUCACAAUGUUCACCACUUCACCUGUAGUUGAACUCUGUCUCCUUGUCAUAGCUCAACCUCCUUCUCGCUUCCAUUUGUAAACGGUUUCGUUUAUUAAAACCGUAACUGGGGUGAUUCUGGAAGCGUUGUUCAUUUCUUAAGUUGUAAUAGUACCUCUUCUGAACUUUCCCAUUGUUCAUUUGAUUCCCAACUUCAAAACAUUGGUCCUCAGAUUAAAAGAUAGCAAAAACAAAACAAGGAAUUGGAGAUUGUAACCAUCAAGGUGGAAUAGUAUUACAAGUCAUAUUCAGCAAACAAGAAUUUUGAUUUUUCAUUA
Molecule: messenger RNA, 1962 nt
Organism: Beta vulgaris subsp. vulgaris (sugar beet)
Lineage: Eukaryota; Viridiplantae; Streptophyta; Magnoliopsida; Caryophyllales; Amaranthaceae
Product: probable pectate lyase 8
Exons: 7
Coding region: 101-1438 (445 amino acids)
Molecular function (GO): pectate lyase activity
Source: RefSeq, a predicted model, not a curated record